This is a messenger RNA of Helianthus annuus (common sunflower), 495 nucleotides long. Its product is annotated as pollen-specific leucine-rich repeat extensin-like protein 3. Bases 1 to 495 code for a protein of 164 amino acids. The record is from RefSeq and is a predicted model, not a curated record. The transcript has a single exon. Lineage: Eukaryota; Viridiplantae; Streptophyta; Magnoliopsida; Asterales; Asteraceae.
AUGGACUCACUCAUUCCAUACGUCAUUCAAUUCCCUCAAAUUCAUUCCAUCCACUGUCCCUAUUUUUUUUUCCAUUUCAUUCUCUUUCACCCUACGUCACAAACACCGCCCACCACCACCACCACCACCACUUUCUAUCGUCACCACCCGCCAACAACCUCCGCCGACCACCACCACCGUCCUCCGCCGCCACUGCCAUCGACUACCAUCGCCGCCACCCGCCAUCACAGACCCCGACCACUACCGCCACCCUCCACCAACAACCAUCACUAUCCUCCGUUGUCACCACCCGCUACCGUCGACCACCACCACCCACCGUCGUCGCCGCCACCACCACCCGUCGCCACCACCAUUGGCCAACAUCGACGCCACCCGCCACCGCCGACCACCGCCACCCUGACCACUACCGCCACCCUUCGCCGACCACCACCACCCACCGUCGUCACCACGACCACCACCCGUUGCCACCACCAUCGCCGCUACCCGCCACCGUAG